Hyaena hyaena (striped hyena) is the source of this 2693-nucleotide messenger RNA. RefSeq names its product adhesion G protein-coupled receptor E1-like. Gene Ontology annotation, cellular component: membrane. Lineage: Eukaryota; Metazoa; Chordata; Mammalia; Carnivora; Hyaenidae. The record is from RefSeq and is a predicted model, not a curated record. Gene Ontology annotation, molecular function: calcium ion binding; G protein-coupled receptor activity. The transcript has 16 exons. The annotation marks the transcript as partial. Gene Ontology annotation, biological process: cell surface receptor signaling pathway; adenylate cyclase-activating G protein-coupled receptor signaling pathway.
AGCUCCAGCCAGCUAGGAGCACGGAGGCCGGUGCCUGAGCACGGCUCCUCCAGGGGUCCAAGCCCUCCAGGAGGGCAAUGGUGGGAGGCGCGCAGCUUCUCCCAGCCAGCCAGUAACCAGCACAAAGAAGCAAACCUCGAGCGCAGCCCCUCCGGGGCAAUCCAGAUGGUUGCUGCUUCUCUGCUGCCGGGGGUUGAGUGGAGGGUGGGGGGAAGUGUCGCAACCUCAGAUCCGCUGGGGUCAAGCAGCAAUACAACCCGAGUGGGUUCGGGGAAAGUACCAACUUCAGGUUCGCAGAGUCUGCGUCGCCUCACCGCGCCGCCGCUUCAGCAGGCCACUUUUGCUCACGUAGCCACCGCUUCACCGGGCGCCGCCACCACCGCUUCAUCCGGCGCCGGGAUCGCCUCCGCAGGUGUUGCUGCCUGUUCACCGGGCCGCCGCCAUCAUGAACGCCUCGUUUUCUGCUUAGAUGUGGAUGAAUGUGCCAGGAACUCCACUCUUUGUGGCCUCAACUCCAUCUGUACCAACACCCCAGGAGAAUUCCAUUGCUCCUGCCUGCCUGGGUUCUUUUCACCUGUUGUCUGGACCCCUGAGAAACCAGAGGAUUUCAGGUGCACAGUUGGUGCUGGUCUCUGGGUGGGAGCUCAGCUGGGCCCCUCGGUUUCCAUAUGGGGCCUUCCUCAUGGUCGCUUGGGCUUCCUGGGAACAUGGCAGCUGGUUUGCAGUAAGGGAAGCUGCAAGAGGAAGAAAGCAGAAACUGGCUCCUUCUGCGCACUGAUGAAUGCCACCUUCAGGGUUCUGGAUGACGCCUGUGAAAACAAGACCACUGAGGUUUCUCUGAAGAGCACGGCUGAGAGCCUUACCUCUGUGCUUGAACAAACUUCCACAUGGUCCAACUUCACCAAAGAAGAGACAUCCACUCUGGCCUCUGUCCUCCUGGAGAGUGUGAAAAGCAGCACCCUAGCAGCUUUCCUGAAACCCUCAGGCAACGUGACUCAGACUGUUCAGACAAAAUACUUAGAAAUUGAAAGCAAGAUCAUCAAGGAAGAGUGCACUGAAAAGAAUGAGACCUUUCUCCUCAAAGCCAAAGGGAAUGAGAUGAAGAUUGGGUGUUCUACCAUCAACGAAUCUAAAUCUAUAGGGACCACUGGAGUGGCUUUUGUCUCCUUUUCGGGGAUGGAGUCGUUUUUAGAUGAGAGCUUCUUCCAAGACCUUCAGACCCCCUUCACCAAGUCCCAAAGGAAGCUGAAGAUAAAUUCUCGCGUUGUGCAGGGCAUCAUGACUGGGGAGAAGCAAGAUGGGUUCUCUAACCCAGUCAUUUACACGCUGGAGAACAUCGAGCCAAAGCAGCCACUUGAGAUGCCUAUCUGCGUUUCGUGGGACACAGACAUGGAAGGUGGCAGAUGGACACAGUCUGGCUGUGUGAUUCGUGAAGCUUCUGAGAUGCAUACUGUGUGCAGCUGUAACCAGAUGAUGAACCUGGCCAUCAUCAUGGCUUCUGGGGAGCUCACGACGGAGUUCUCCCUGUACAUCAUUAGCCACGUGGGCUUGAUCGUCUCCCUGGUGUGUCUCGUCUUGGCCAUCGCCACCUUCCUCCUGUGUCGUGGCAUUCGCAACCAGAACACCUACCUCCACCUGCACCUCUGCGUGUGCCUCUUCUUGGCUGAGGCGCUCUUCCUUGCCGGUGUAGACAAGACUGACAACCAGACAGGCUGUGCCGUCAUUGCAGGCUUCUUGCACUACCUUUUCCUGGCCUGCUUCUUCUGGACGCUGGUGGAGGCUGUGAUGCUCUUCCUAAUGGUCAGGAACCUGAAGGUGAUGAAUUACUUCAGCUCUCGCAACAUCAAGAUGUGGUACUUCUGUGCCUUUAGCUAUGGGCUCUCGGGGCUGGUGGUGGCCAUCUCUGCCGUCGUGCAACCACAGGGCUACGGGAUGCAUAAUCGCUGCUGGCUGAACCCAAGCACAGGAUUCAUCUGGAGUUUACUGGGGCCGGUCUGCGUAAUCAUCACGAUCAAUUUCAUCCUCCUGACUUGCACGUUGUGUAUCCUGAGGCAGAAGCUUUCUAGCGUCAACGCAGAAAUCUCGACACUCAAAGACACCAGGUUACUGACGUUCAAGGCCUUUGCCCAGCUCUUCAUCCUGGGGUGCUCCUGGGUGUUGGGCAUAUUCCAGAUCGGACCUGUGGCCAGGAUCAUGGCCUAUCUGUUCACCAUCGUCAACAGCCUGCAGGGGACCUUCAUCUUCAUCAUUCAUUGUCUGCUCAACCGCCAGGUGCGGGAAGAAUACAGGAAAUGCAUUACCAGGAAGACCAAACGCAGCUCCGAGUCCCAGACCUCAGGGAUGUUACUGUCCUCUGUCCCCUCCACUUCUAAAACGGGAUGACGAUCUUUCUUACUGCCAGUAUGCUAUGCAGCAACGUUUGAGGAAAGCCGAUGCCUCUGGGAGCCGUCUCUGAAAUCUCUUCACAGCUUAAUGGGCAGAGGCAGAGUCCUGCCUGUCCCAGAGCCCUCUGGGAACCAAGAAUUUCUGUUUCAGAUGAUCGGUUCUGCUCUUUGAGUUUCCAGAGUUUUGUGGGAGUAACAGACCCCAGAGCAAUGGCACGGCCAAGAUUAUCUGGCUACCAUUUUGGUUUCUCCUAAAUCCAUUGGCGUAUGGCUCCAGCACCUGUCAUGUGUUUGACACAGAGUGGCCCU